Messenger RNA from Amaranthus tricolor (Joseph's coat), 2642 nucleotides. Its product is annotated as protein HAPLESS 2. The transcript is spliced from 19 exons. The coding region runs from base 291 to 2627 and encodes 778 amino acids. The record is from RefSeq and is a predicted model, not a curated record. Lineage: Eukaryota; Viridiplantae; Streptophyta; Magnoliopsida; Caryophyllales; Amaranthaceae.
CAAAACCGAAAAAAGAAAACUUUCAAUCAAAAAAUUAGAAAUUUCGCGCGCGGCAAUACCCUUCCUCUACAGUAAACUAAUACCCUGUUAUCUUCUUCUUCAUUUCCUAAUAAUCGACCCUUCCUCUGAUAACUUCCUACCUGCCCCUUAACCCUAAUUUCUGAAUUUUCCUUCUUCUACAAUCAUUUGGCUUCAUAUCUACGAUCCAUCUUGCGGCUUCAUCUCUUAUAAGGAGUAAUUGAUAUCUUGGGGAAGUUUGCAAUGAUCAGAAAGUUUUUUACUUUAUUUUGAUGGGUAAUUUGCGGAAUAUUUUGGUGUGUGGUCGAAUUAUGCAAAAUGUCAAAGGGAAGUUGAUUUUACUGUUUUUACUGCUUAAUCUUGUCGCCCAUAAUUAUGAUUGUGAUGAUGGGUUUGGAUUCGGAUUCGGGUUUGGUGAGGCAGUUCAAAUUCUUUCCAAAUCAAGACUAGAAAAGUGUGAGAAAUCUUCUACUGAUGGUAAUGGUAAUGGUAAUCUCAAUUGUAGCCACAAGAUUCUCAUUAACAUAGCUGUUCCUAGCAAAUCUAGUGGAGGAGAAGCUUCAAUGGUGGCUGAAGUUGCUGAGGUUGAGGAAAAUUCUACGGAUAAAAUGCGGACAUUGCGACAACCCCCUGUGGUCACCGUCAAUAAAUCUCCUGCUUAUGCUGUGUUCGAUCUCACUUACAUACGAGAUGUACCCUAUAAACCUGAAGAAUAUUUUGUUCAGACGCGUAAGUGUGAGCCGGAUGCUGAUGCACAAGUUGUGAAGAUAUGUGAAAGACUGAGGGAUGAACAAGGUCACAUUAUCGAACCCUCUCAGCCAAUUUGUUGUCCCUGUGGUGAUAGGCGACGAGUACCUUCUUCGUGUGGAAAUUUCUUUGACAAACUGGUAAAAGGGAAGGCCAAUACUGCACAUUGUCUUCGAUUUCCUGGUGUUUGGUUCCAUGUAUUUGGCAUAGGGCAGAGAAAUGUCGGUUUUAGUGUCCGAAUUGAAGUCAAAACUGGAUCCAGCAUAUCAGAAGUGGUUAUUAGUCCGGGAAAUCGAACAGCCGUGUCCAGUAACAACUUUCUCAGAGUGAAUCUUAUUGGAGAUUUUGGUGGUUAUACGAAUAUUCCAUCGUUUGAGGAUUUCUACCUAGUGAUACCAAGGGAGCAUGGACCAGGCGAGCCUCCGGAUUUAGGAAGAAACUUUUCGAUGUGGAUGUUACUUGAGAGGGUUAGAUUCACUUUGGAUGGCCUUGAGUGCAACAAAGUUGGAGUCAGUUAUGAGGCUUUUAAUGGUCAGCCAGAUUUCUGCACAUCCCCUUACUGGAGUUGUUUGCACAACCAGCUGUGGAAUUUUUAUGAUGCUGACCAGAAUAGAAUUGCUCGAAAUCAGCCACCGUUAUAUGGCUUGGUUGGAAGGUUUGAAAGGAUAAACGAGCAUCCAGGUGCAGGGCCUCGUUCAUUUUCCUUUGGGAUAACUGAAUCUCUUAACACUGAUCUUCUGAUUGAAUUAGCAGCUGAUGACAUUGAAUAUGUUUAUAAGAGGAGUCCGGGGAAGAUUUUAGGUAUUACUGUCCCGACCUUUGAAGCACUCGCACAGUUCGGAAUUGCAGAGAUAAAAACACAGAACAUCGGUGCAGUUGAAGCAUCAUACAGCCUGACAUUCAAAUGCUCAGAAGGUGUGAUAAUGAUGGAGGAACAAUUUGUUAUCAUGAAGCCCCAAGAAAUUGCUACACGAUCAUUUAAAAUCUUUCCAACUACCGAUCAAGCUUUGAAAUAUGUUUGUUCUGCAAUUUUGAAAGACUCGGAAUACGCUGAAAUCGACAGAGCUGAGUGCCAAUUCACCACCACAGCCACAGUCCUUGACAACGGAACUCAGGGAAUGCCCUUUCAGCCACCAAAGACAGACAGAGCAAGUUUCUUUGAAACUAUCAAAGACUUAUGGAAGAAGUUCUGGAGUGGUUUGUCAGACUUCAUUACAGGAAAGACUUGCAGAAGCAAGUGUACUGGAUUCUUUGACUUCCAUUGCCACAUUCAAUAUGUGUGCAUCAGUUGGGUCAUCAUGUUUGGCCUAUUCUUGUCCAUCUUUCCUACAGUUCUUGUACUACUGUGGCUUUUACAUCAAAAAGGACUCUUUGAUCCGCUUUACGACUGGUGGGAAGAUAAUUGUUGGGAAGGUGAGCCGCGGCACAAAAGGCAUAGAAUCGAGCUUGAACAUCACAACAUUCAUCAUAAGAAACAUCGAGCUCACCAUCACGGAGCACACCACCAUCAUCACAAUAUGCAUGGAGCUCACCAUCAUCAUCGUAAAAACCAAGAUGUGAAGUGUAGGCACACGAAGAAUCAUGGUGAGCUAGAUCAUCACCAUGCAGCACAUCGACUAAAUAAUGAUUAUGAGCAGUUUUUGCAUCGUGUCCACAAAGACAAGCAUAAACAUAGAAAGCAUCGAACGGACGGACGUGUGAUCGAGCAGUUGCAGUCGGAUUGUAAACAGGAUGGGGUUCGGCAUCACAGACAUAGAAAAGAGAAGAGAAUUAUCAAAAGGACUUCUGAAUUUCAAAUAUAUGACAACGAUGAUGUACAUGAACCAAACAAGGAUGAACGUCAUUUAUUCGAUAGCAUAUAACAUGAGUUGUAUAAG